Dicrocoelium dendriticum is the source of this 1635-nucleotide messenger RNA. The record is from the annotation of a GenBank genome assembly. Lineage: Eukaryota; Metazoa; Platyhelminthes; Trematoda; Plagiorchiida; Dicrocoeliidae.
CUAAUGUGUCUCCAUCCAGUUUGUGGUAGCUCACACUUCAGUUUGGAUAAACGCAUGUGCGUAUGUUGUAUUCAAACUGCCAUUGGACACAGAUGACGCCAAUACAUGUAUAUAUGUAUACCGAAUGAAUUCGACGAGGAUACUCAUACCGCUUUUGUACGACCAACUUAGUGCAUGGAAGCGGCACUCGAGCAAACGGAAAAUAACAGUACCAGAAUAUGAAGAAGAGGUUCUAUGCCAAACCGUCGGACCGCACACGUGUUUGUUAUUGGAUCUCUCGCUCAGUCACCUCGAAUUUUAUCUCAUGCCUCAUCCUUGGCUCAGGAGGGUUGGUCUGUCACGUUAUCUGGGCAUAUAUUGGAGUCGGACAAAGUUUACGGAACCGAUCGCUUGACUGUACGCCCCCUACCAGUUGGACCUGAUUUCCGUAAAUUUGUCUACCCCACCAUCCUGGCGCUUUUCUUCAAGAUUACCAAUCCGACCGUUUAGUUCAUGUGGAUUUCCGUCAUAUUGACAUGGCAUUUGAUUGCGUAUUGUCGGAGCCACCUGUUACUGGUACAAAACCCUCCAGCUGUUCCAACCCUCUUCCUGGUUUGGCUCUAUGUUCGCUUGACGGGCAAACAUCUAGUGAUUGAUUGGCACAAUUAUGGACACACUCUAUUGGAGUUGAAUUCUCAUCGCCCAACCAUAUUGUCUCGACUUUACCGAUUGCUUGAGUUGGAUUUUGCAGCGAAAUUUCUUGCUUCCUCAAAAAAGGUUCAUCAUUUGUGCGUGUCGACAGCAAUGCAGCAGGAUUUGGUUGAACAUGGAAUAAACGCCACAGUUUUCUAUGACCGCGCUCCAGAAACUUUUACCCCGACUACAGCAGCCAACGCUCAUGACCUCUUCAUUAGACUGGGCACUGUGUAUCCAUGUCUGCAAGACCCAGAUGGGUCAGUUCGUCGCACUCGUUUUACCGAGAUCACUGCACUUCCCGCUGCAUUCGGCGGUAGCCAACCGCAGUGGCGACGAGACCGUCCCGUCUUGGUUGUAAGUAGCUGCAGCUGGACGCCGGACGACGAUUUCACCAUGGCUAUUGAUGCAAUGGACGCGUAUAACAAGGAGGCAGAGAGACGGAAACGCACUCAAUCUAACUUACCGUGCAUAGUCUUCGCCGUGACUGGUCGUGGUCCGCUGAAAGCUCAUUACACUCAGCUCAUUGCUGAAAAAUCUUGGGCAAACGUUGAAGUGAUUAUGCCUUGGCUCGAAUGGUCCGAUUACCCGGUGUUUCUUGGCUGCGCGGAUCUGGGCAUCAGUCUGCAUCGCAGCUCAUCCGGCUUGGAUCUACCGAUGAAGGUAGUCGAUCUGAUCGGCGUCGAAGUCCCAGUUCUGGCGUUGACCUAUCCGACGUUGUACGAACUGGUCCCGGACAACCAAAUCGGUGCUCAUUUUCGGAACGCAUCCGAGCUGACCAACUUGCUCGUCACACUUUUGACAAGACCCAUAGUGAACACCGCAUCCGGGCGUGCGAUGGUCGGCAGUGCACAGUUACAACGAUUCCGAGACCGCUUGCGUGACUACCACAAGCACAAUCCCCGGAUGUACGCGUAUUGGCGCAGCGUCGCCAUGCCCAUAUUUAAGCAAACAUUGAGCUGA